AUGGGUUCUUGCUUAAGUGCUCGAAUUAAGGCCGAGUCUCCUCUUCAUGCUGGGACCAACGGAAAGGACUCAAGUAGCCGGCUUUCGUCUUCCUCAAUUCCGCCUACCCCUCGUAGCGAGAGUGAAAUUUUGGAAUCCUCGAAUCUGAAGAGUUUUGGUUUUAAUGAUUUAAAGACGGCCACAAGGAACUUUCGUCCUGAUAGUGUGUUGGGAGAAGGAGGGUUCGGCUGUGUUUUCAAAGGUUGGAUUGAUGAGCAUACUUUUAAGGCUGCUAAGCCAGGAACUGGAUUGGUCAUUGCUGCUAAGAGACUAAACCAAGAAGGUCUACAAGGUCACAAGGAAUGGCUGACAGAAAUUAAUUACCUCGGCACCCUUCAUCAUCCUAAUCUUGUAAAAUUGAUUGGGUAUUGCUUCGAAGAUGAACACAGACUUCUGGUGUAUGAGUUCAUGCCUAGGGGAAGUUUAGAAAAUCAUCUCUUCCGGAGAACCGCUUACUUCCAACCGUUAUCUUGGAAUCUUCGAAUGAAGGUUGCUCUAGGUGCAGCCAAGGGACUAUGCUAUCUUCACAGCCCGGAAGCCAAAGUCAUCUAUCGCGAUUUCAAGACCUCAAAUAUUUUGCUUGAUUCUCAUUACAAUGCAAAGCUAUCUGAUUUUGGGCUGGCGAAGGAUGGGCCGAUUGACGGCAAAAGCUAUGUCUCUACUAGAGUUAUGGGGACCUAUGGCUAUGCUGCGCCAGAAUAUAUGGCCACAGGCCACCUGACUACAAAAAGCGACGUGUAUAGUUUCGGGGUGGUACUCCUUGAAAUGUUGACAGGCCGUCGAGUUAUAGACAAGAACCGGCCCCCUGGAGAACAAAAUCUCAUUGAAUGGGCUAAGCCCUACCUAGCUAGCAAAAGGAGAAUCUUUCAAGUAAUGGAUGUGAGAAUAGAAGGACAGUAUUCAUUAAGGGGAGCAGCAAGAGCGGCAGCUCUGGCAGUUAAAUGCCUUUCGACAGAACCCAAGUACAGGCCGAACAUGGAAGAGGUGGUUAAAGCAUUGGAGCAGCUUCAGGACUUGGAUGCCGGAGGAAGCAUUAAAUCAGAGGCAACCCGAAAGCAUCAGAGAACACGUGGCAGGGAAUCAUUAUCUAGCAGAAAGGCUGCAUCUUAUCCGAAACCUUCUCCUUCCCCUGUGGCUGCUUGA
This is a messenger RNA of Oldenlandia corymbosa var. corymbosa, 1182 nucleotides long. The record is from the annotation of a GenBank genome assembly. Lineage: Eukaryota; Viridiplantae; Streptophyta; Magnoliopsida; Gentianales; Rubiaceae.